CUAUAACUCUAUUACCAAAAAGAAACCAAGUUCAAAUAUUUAUAACACUCAAUUUCUAUAGAUCAAAAAGCUAAGUUUAUGCGAUUGAAAGGAAGCGUUUGUUUCUGAUGGUGUUGAAUGUGUAGUAAGGAUUCCUCAUACCACUAUUUUGCUUUUCGCCAAGUGUCUUCUUUCCUAUGAGCAAAACGAAUUCAGCAGCGAAACUAAAACACGUCUUUGAUGACGAUAUAUUCCAUUUAGUGGCUUAUGGAGAAAAAAAUAAUUUAUUAGUUGGAUUCUCAAAUGGUCGUGUUGCAAAUUACAGCCAUGAUAUCGAAAACAACUCUUUAGUCCAAGAAUGGAGCACCAAACGCCAUAAAAUCAGUUGUCGAAAUUUAUCACUAACCGAAGACAACUCUGAAUUUAUAUCUGUUGGUUCCGACUGUGUAUUAAAAUUAGCUGACACUGCUUCUGGAAGAGUCACCUCGAAAUGGAUUCAAGAUACAGCAAGCACGGAACCUUCCCCUUACAGCGUGGUUGAGUGGGUGGAAGGAAAUCAUAUAUUUGCUACGGGUGACGAUGAUGGAUGCGUUACUAUUUGGGAUAGAAGAAAAAGUGGUGGAGUCCUUCAUUCACACAGGGAUCAGAUUGACUAUAUUUCUUCUAUAUGUCCAUUCGAAGAUCGCUAUAUGGUUGCUACCAGUGGUGAUGGAACUUUGUCGAUUCUCGAUGCCAGAAACUUCAAAACAGCUGUCAUGAGUGAAGAACAAGAUGAUGAUUUAACCUGUGGAGCCUUUACCCGGGAUAAUAAUCCCAAGAAGAAAUUCGCGGUAGGCACAGCUUCCGGCGUGGUCACUUUGUUCACAAAGGGUGAUUGGGGCGAUCAUACGGACCGCAUUAUGCCACCUGUCCGUUCAAACGACUAUUCGGUGGAAACCAUGAACCGUGCUGACUUAAGUACCCUUUAUAUUGGUGGAAGUGAUGGAUGCCUUAGACAAUUGAGCAUCCUUCCAAAUCAUUACGAAAGAGUUAUCGGACAGCACAGUUCUAAAGCAGGUGUUGACACUGCUGACGUUUCCGAAAAUGGCGAGUUUCUUGUUUCGGCCAGUGGUUCCGAAUUGAUAUUUUGGGAUACAAAAGAUGGUUCUGCUGAGUCAAACGAAACCGACCAGGACAGUGAGGAAGAUAGUGAUGCGAUGGACUCGGAUGAAUCUGAAGACAAUACUGAUAGCGAUUCAGAUGAACCUACACAGAAAUCAAGGAACAACAAAAAGCCUGCCAAGGCAGCCCCAAAAAGAAAGGUUCCUAAAACAGAUUUUUUUGAUGGACUUUAAUUUAUCGUGUUCGAGAAAAACUACUCUUGUGUAAAUAAAGAAAUACUUGUUUAAUGAUACGGUUGGAACAGGAAGAAACGUUAUUGUUGUACAUUAUACGUACAUAUAUUAUUUUAUAUAAAUAGAUAUAUCUAGAAGUAUUUAUUUAAAUAUUUAACCUACCUUGGUAGGUACUACAAACCACAAAUAUAAAUAUGUCGGAUAACCACAAUAC
Messenger RNA from Schizosaccharomyces cryophilus OY26, 1527 nucleotides. Its product is annotated as WDR55 family WD repeat protein. The record is from RefSeq and is a predicted model, not a curated record. Lineage: Eukaryota; Fungi; Ascomycota; Schizosaccharomycetes; Schizosaccharomycetales; Schizosaccharomycetaceae. Bases 177 to 1313 code for a protein of 378 amino acids. The transcript has a single exon. Gene Ontology annotation, molecular function: protein binding. Gene Ontology annotation, cellular component: nuclear pore outer ring.